AUGACAUUCAAUCCAGCCACGCACCUCAACUAUGCUGAGCCAGCCGAGCGCCUCACGAUGGAGGACCUCGGACUGAGCAGCCACUCGGCACCAAGCCGCAUUGGUGUCACUGCGCCCUUUCCUCUGGUCUCGUUGGAGGGCGUGCAAGCGCUCCGAAAGGACAUUCUGCAGCCCAAUGUGCUGUCCAGUUACAUGAUGCCGUCGGCCAUCUCGGGCCCACACAUCCAGCUGCGCGGGAUGGCCCCCGAGGCCAGCAGGUUUCUCUAUGACCUCUGGACGUCGCCAGAGGUGCUAGCGGCCGUCAGCGACGCAGCCGGCGAGGAUCUUGUGCCUGUCUUUGACUAUGAGAUCGGGCACACCAACAUCCAGGUGCCCGAGGGCAUGGCGCGGGCCGAGUAUGCGCAGUCGCUGUCUGCCGACCCGUACGACAAGUCGGCGCCGUCGCUCAAGCCGCCGCGCGAGGCCGACAAGGUGGCGCCCGUCGUGGGCUUCCACCGCGAUGCCUACCCCUGGGUCUGCGUCCUCAUGCUCUCCGACGUCACGGGCAUGAUCGGGGGCGAGACCGAGAUCCGGCGCGGCGACGGGAGCGUGAUCAAGGCCCUGGGCCCCAACGUGGGCUACUGCGUCAUGAUGCAGGGCGGCUUCAUCGAGCACUGCGCGCUGCCCUGCCACGGCGCACGCGAGCGCAUCACCAUGGUCACCUCCUUCCGGCCACGGGCCAAGGUGUUUCCCGACGUCAGCAACCUCGCCACCAUCCGCACGUGCUCCAACUCGUUUGAGAUGUACGACCAGUUUGUCCGCAGCCGUCUCGACAUUGUCGAGGAGAUGGUGGCCGUCUACCGACGCCAGCUGCUGCUCCGCAGAGAGGCCGUCGAGGAUGCAUACGGUCGCCGCGGCGGCCUGAAGCGGCCCACGGUCGAUGUUGCCGAGCUGGGCGGCCUUGUCAAUGUGGUCAAGGACACGCUGAGCAAUGCCGUCGAGCAGCUGCUGCCGUACGGCGCAGACCCCAGGGACAUCUACACGCCCAGACUGGAAGGCCCUGUCCACCACGAGCUCUCCCGGAUGUGA
Messenger RNA from Acaromyces ingoldii, 1068 nucleotides. RefSeq lists its product as hypothetical. The record is from RefSeq and is a predicted model, not a curated record. Lineage: Eukaryota; Fungi; Basidiomycota; Exobasidiomycetes; Exobasidiales; Cryptobasidiaceae. The coding region runs from base 1 to 1068 and encodes 355 amino acids. The transcript is spliced from 6 exons.